This is a messenger RNA of Zea mays, 1910 nucleotides long. RefSeq names its product glutamate receptor 3.1. Gene Ontology annotation, molecular function: ligand-gated monoatomic ion channel activity. The transcript is spliced from 5 exons. Gene Ontology annotation, cellular component: membrane. Bases 81 to 1910 code for a protein of 609 amino acids. Lineage: Eukaryota; Viridiplantae; Streptophyta; Magnoliopsida; Poales; Poaceae. The record is from RefSeq and is a predicted model, not a curated record.
CCGAUAGGGUUCGCACACACAUCGAUAAUUUGCCAACUUCUGCAUAAGUUCGUAGCAGCCUCUGAAACAUUUCAGCCAAAAUGAGGAUAGCUUUUCUCGUGCUGUUGGUUCUCUCCCUGUUUCUCCUCCCUAAUGGGAUCGGCAAAAGCUUAGCCGCAAGGCCUUCGGUCGUGAAUAUUAGGUCGAUUCUUCAGUUGAACUCCACCACUGGAGGUGUUUCAGAUGUUGCCAUCCGUGCAGCAGUGGAGGAUAUCAAUUUAGACCCCACAGUUCUAAAUGGGACAACGUUACAAGUUCAGACGAGGGAUACAAACUGCAACGACGGUUUUCUUGGCAUGGUUCAAGCUUUGCAGUUCAUGGAGACUGAUGUUAUUGCGAUCAUUAGGCCACAAUGCUCUCCUAUUGCACAUAUCAUUUCGUAUGUCGCAAAUGAGCUCCAAGUUCCUUUGAUGUCCUUUGCAUCGGAUGCAACUCUGUCAUCAAUCCAGUUCCCGUUCUUCGUGCGGACUAUGCCCAGCGAUCUCUACCAAAUGGCAGCUGUGGCGGCAGUUAUUGAUUACUACCAAUGGAAGAUAGUCACUGCCAUAUACGUUGAUGAUGAUUAUGGCCGAAACGGCAUUGCUGCUUUGGAUGAUGAACUUACUGCAAGACGCUGCAAAAUUUCAUUCAAGAUUGGGUUCCGUUCCAAUGCUAAAAAAAGUGAUCUUCUGAAUCUAUUGGUUACUGUUAGCAAUAUGGAGUCUCGUGUUAUUAUUCUCCAUACUGGUUCGGAACCUGGACUCAAGCUUCUGUCACUUGCUAAUGGACUAAAGAUGAUGGGCAACAGCUAUGUAUGGAUUGCUACUGAUUGGCUUUUUGCUUAUCUUGAUGCUAAUUCAUCGGUAUCUGCUGAAACUAUAAAUGCCAUGCAAGGUGUUCUGACUAUACGUCCACACACCCCUAAAUCAAAGGUGAAGAGUAAUCUGGUGUCCAAGUGGAGCAGCUUAAGCAAGAAAUACUACCACAGCGAUCUCCGCACCAGUGCUUACGGUUUUUAUGUUUAUGAUAGUGUGUGGACUGUAGCUCGGGCCCUAGAUGCCUUCUUUGAAGAUGGUGGGAGGAUUUCCUUUACAAAUGACUCAAGGUUGCGUGACGAAACCAGGGGAACUCUUCACCUUGAAGCCAUGAGUGUUUUUGACAUGGGAAACAAAUUACUGAAUAAGAUUAGAAAUGUGAACUUCACUGGGGUGUCUGGCCAAGUGCAAUUUAAUGCUCAGUUUGAACUCAUUCAUCCUGCCUAUGAUAUCAUAAGCAUAAUUGGCAAUGGCAUGCGGAUCAUUGGUUUUUGGUCAAACUAUACAAGAUUGCUAUCAACCGUCCUUCCCGAAGACCUAUAUUCGAAGCCUCCUAAUACUUCGCUUGCCAAUCAACAACUCUAUGAUGUCAUUUGGCCUGGUGAGACUGCGCAGAGGCCUCGAGGUUGGGCUUUUCCUUCCAAUGCCAAGGAGUUGAAAAUUAGUGUCCCUAACAGAUUUAGCUUUAAAGACUUUGUUAGCAAAGAUAAUGCUACUGGGUCAAUGAAGGGCUAUUGCAUCGAUGUCUUCACUCAAGCAUUGGCAUUGCUUCCUUAUCCAGUUACAUACAGGUUUAUACCUUUUGGCAAUGGUACUGAAAACCCUCAUUAUAGCCAACUUGUGCAGAUGGUUGUUGACAAUGAUUUUGAUGCAGUAAUAGGGGAUAUCGUAAUUACAAUGAGCCGAACUAAAGCUAUUGAUUUCACCCAGCCCUUCAUUGAGUCAGGCCUGAUACAAAUGGAUACACCAUCUGGUGUGAAGGGUUCUAUUCCUGCAUGCAUCAAGUUUUCUGUGAAGGUUCCAGGUGAAAUACCAUACAAUGGUAUAUAUUAUGACCCACCUGAAGAGGUGAUCUAG